This is a messenger RNA of Blepharisma stoltei, 867 nucleotides long. NCBI's taxonomy places the organism in Eukaryota, Ciliophora, Heterotrichea, Heterotrichida, Blepharismidae. The record is from the annotation of a GenBank genome assembly.
AUGGCACAGUAUCAUCCUUAUUGGCAUCAGUAUUUAUAACAUAGACAAGAAGCUCAAAUCACUCAGGUUUCUUCAGUUUACCCAGGAACCCGCAGAAUCGAUGCAAUCACUAUUGAAGUUCCUUUGAAUAUUCAUGGUCCUACCCUAUAUCUACAAUGGUAAACUCCAUUCAGCCGUCUUCCUCAGAAUUUUCCUAUGGCAGCUCCUCAGAUUUUUGUUAUGAGCACAGUAACCCACCCCUUACUAGACUCCACUAUGAGAGUGAACCACGAUUACUUAGUCCGCUGGAAUCAGCAAAGCACAAUUUUCAACGCAGUCAAUAUCGUCCAUCAAGAAUUUCUAAAAUCUCCUCCUACUGUGAUUGCAAAUCCCAAGCAAACUCAAAUAACUGAUCCUAGAGCGACUGUGGUGGAUUUUACAGACAGAUUAAGCGCCUUAACCUCUGCUGAGCUUUCUCAGCUUAGUCAAGACGAUAUGAUUGCAAUAGUGAAAAACUACCCAGGACUGAAGGAAACUGUAGACCAAAAUGCCAGGACUACCGAAAUCUGCAACCAAUUGGCCCUAGAAAAUUUGACGAUUUCUGAAGAGGCCUCAAAACUUAAAGCUGAGUAUGACCAAUUGAGACAAAUUUAUAUAACAAACAGAGACCAAAUAAGAAGGGUUGGCGGUGAAAAUUCAGCAGGAAUUAAGGAUGAAGGAGCCUAUAAAAGGGAAAUCCAAAGACUGCUAGAGCAGCAGGAAAGGGAAGUUAGGGAUGUCGAAACAAGGAUUGAAAGAGAGUUUGAUCCAAGCUUGCUUGAGGAUUACGUCAAAGCUGCAACGCAUUUCCAUAUGAUAGACAAUAUAAAAGCAAAGCUUAAUGCAUAA